CGACGAAAGCUCCGCUUAGGGUGACGUCUCCGAGCAGGGAUGCCGUCGUCAACCACGACGCUGAAGCCAUUAGAAACACACCAGAAGUACGAGCUGCCACUACGAACAGAAGAGAGACGCUGAAGCUGAACGCUCGAAAGGCCAAGUCUACGCUGUCCAGGUCUUGCUGGUCCCCAAGUAGUGCCAACACGGCUGCUAAGCCCACGCAGGCUACAUCUUUGGCGGCGUACAAAGUGGACGCUUUUCGUAGAUUUGGCUUGACCUCUCUGUGUCCAGAUAUAUCGCACGCGGCCCUGGGUAGGUCGCUCAUGGCAUGGGCCGAAUGAAUACGUGGUAUGUUCGUACAGGGAUAGUACGUCACACCUGCCCGACCGGAGUGAUGGUUCUGGACGUAUGAGGGGAGCUGCCGCUCGCUGCGGUGAACAGAAGGAGUCCGGGUGUUGCAGAAAGCACGGCACAGCCAGUUAACAGCACGUGUACACUCCGGAAAGCACUGUGGAAGGUCGUCAGAUUGCGAUGUGUGGUGAUAUCGACAUCGUGUAUAUCUGGAUUCAAACGGAUGGUGUCAGCAGGUUCAUUCUUUUUGUGUUUUAUGAAGACUUUGGAAUGCAGAACGAGCUACACGCAGCACGUAUGGCUUCUGUGCGGUCCAGCCUUACUUCUCUCGUCGGGAGCGGUGACGGUGAGCUUAUUCUGUGCGGCCUCUCGCGCACGCCCUGCGCGCCCACUACCCUCAGCGGAGCGGCGAGCGAUGAACGGGAGUCUAUACGAGGACACAGGCAGCAGCCGCUCCAGCCUCGAACCGGCCCCGACCCAGCCGCUCCACAUCCCAGCCAAACGCUUGGGCUACGCUCAGGGACCUCACGACUGCGGUCCAACAGACCAUUCGGGCAUGGCCGCUGCAGCGGGCGUCAUUCGCCAGCCUUGGGCCGCGAGUGCUUGGACCGCCGACUCUUUCGAGCCGCAGUACAAUCAGGCCACCCUCUGCUCACCGAGGGACUCGGCCUAUUACUACCCUUCGGACCGCAAGACGUCCUCCUUCAACCUCUGGUCGUCUUCGUCCAAAGGGUACGACCUGGGCGGACCCGAGUCGUGCCAAGCGUACGCGGCACAAGCAUGGUGUCCGUACUCUACGGCGUACCCUGCUGCGGCUCCAAGGGUCGAGCCUCCUCCUCCACCACCGCCGCCGGUGCCGGCUUACUUGUCUGCCGAAGAACAUCACCAGAGGAGUGCAGCCUCGGUGGCUGCGUCCGUAGGUCCGGCACCGCCGCCUCCACGUACGAAUCCAAUGGAGAGCUUUUCGGCGUACUCAGACGGGUACGGCUUGAGAGCAGCAUCGGCGGCCGAGUCCCAUGGGCCUCCACCAUAUGCGCCUGCGGGGCCUGAUCCAUAUCUUCUGUACCCCCUCGCAGUUCCUGUGUCCGAGGCCCUGACGCCCAACCCUCUGGAGUGGACGGGAAACGUGACGGUGCGCAAGAAGCGUAAGCCUUACUCCAAGUUCCAGACCUUGGAAUUGGAGAAGGAGUUUCUCUUCAACGCGUACGUGUCCAAGCAGAAGCGCUGGGAGCUGGCGCGAAACCUCAACCUCACCGAGCGACAAGUCAAGAUUUGGUUCCAGAACCGCCGCAUGAAGAGCAAGAAGAACAGCCAGCGUCAAAACUCCGAGCACAACGCCGCUAACGCCGCCGUCGUCGCGGCCAAGUAGUUGACGACCCAUAAUACACUGAGCAACCUCAAGCUCCGUCUCAUGAUCUCCGCAUCGGACACCACUGUGUGCUUCAACAAUUGUGUUGCUGACUGCAACUGUGUACAUAUGAAAAGAACCGCGUGAGAACAGUGACUUGUCUCGCCGAUGCCAUCACCUCCCGCCGAGCCAUCCCUCGUAAGUCGUUACAUUCACCCACUACCUCCAUCCCUUCUCCCUUAUUCAGAGGGGCUUCCUGCUGCUUUGUCUCAUCGUUCCUCAUGUGUAGAUAUAUCAGUGUGCCGAAAAAGAACGCUUAUAGUGAUGCCCAAGAGUCAAGUAUUGCCAAAUCGCUAGCGGCCUCUUCAUUCUGGUCAGAAGGAAUCACGCUGUGAACUGGACCGGUGUCAACCCCGCCAUGUCAUUCAAGUGUGUUGCAGCCCGAUGUGUAUACCUUUAAAGAAGGGCUCGAACAACGUGCCAACAGUAGCUUUACCUUCAUUCUCACGAGUCCAGUGGAUCGUAUUUCCUAUAUGAUCAAGACGUGAGACUCGGUGAUUUACAAUGUAUAAAUACCUGUUCUCUGUCUGUUCUCUUGGUUACGUUUAAUACUGUCGCUAACAUAUAUGGUCUUCGUCACAGCACCUGUUGUCGUACACUCUGUGUAAGCAAAUUGUGGGUAUCUUUUGUUCGAGUAAUGGCGAACACGACGUGCGAGUAGAUGGUUAAAUCCAUGAAACUAUUGGGCGAUGUCUCGAACAUUUUUAGCGCGGGCAUUAUGGUAUUGAACGCUUCGACCAGCAGUAUUCAGCGCUUGCACGAACGCAUGCAGAGCUGAGGACAAUACAACAAUAUCACAUCUAAUUCCCAGGUAAUUGUUAUGAAUAUUUUUUUCGAACCGCUGAAACUCACCACGUGUAAGCGAACUUCUCAGAGUAUAAAAUGUGCUAAGAUGCUUCAGGCUUGCCCCAAGCUUAAUUAGAAAUAGAAAAUUGCUUGAUUGUAUGAAAUAUAUAUGUUGAUACAACUUAAAAAAACUGGCAGUUCGUUAUCUUGCCUUCCCUGGUACGCCGCCGUCUGUUCAAGAUCACCCGUCCCCUUAAAUUAUUUCGCGGGGUCCACUCUCUCGUUUCCCCGUUCCGUUUUAUUUACAUAUACCUUUUUUUUGCAAAUCAGUGCGUGAAAUUGAAAUUGGGUCUUGCAGGUAAAGACUCCCAAUGCCAAACAAGGGCUGAGCCCCAAAAGCAAAAGGCAGGGUCGACCGAGAGCAUUUCAUGACGGGAGCAAAGGGGUGGCCUGUAGAACCAUUCGCCGCUCCGCCUACCGUGUCGCCCUGGGGCGGACGAUGGGUGCGGCCACUGCACGCACUUAUUAAGCACAUUUUCGAAGCAACCGUCAUUGGUGGCUGCUAGUGAUGCAAGGAGGUGCAUUGUAAUAGCUAGGAUAUGAUGAAGGAUAUUUUUAUUGCCAACUGUAGGAUGGGACAAGACUCAAUGCUUGCCCACAUCACAAGGUGGGUAUUUCACGACUUCACAGGGAGUCAGUGCCGGGAUCUACGAAUCCCCGUGCCGUGAUCCCCUCAGAAGGGCCGCCAAAGACACCUUUUGGGCAAGAAGAAGCCUCUUUAGGGCAACAGGAGAGAGAAAGAAAAUAAAAAUUACAGGGUGGGGCGCAAAUUUCCCCCCACUUGUCCCCCCCCCCCCCCCGGAGACGAAAAGUAGACGCCGUCUCUACAGGGAGUAGUUCUAGUCUAAUACCCCUUGACACACGGGCACGUUUGAACUCCUUUACGCAUAGGGACUGCUAACUGAAAGGCGUUGCGUGACGUGACACACGGCAAAGUAGAACCUCCUUUUACGAAGCGGUCCUUUUGGGAAGCUGAGAUCGGCGAUCUCCUUUUCAUCUGUAAAGGCGUAUGGCGUAGCCUCGAACGAAGGGCGAUACAACGACAAUAAUCUGGAACGAAGGUUAUACCGUGUUUUCAUUUUUCAAGUACUCGAAGUCUGCGUGCAGAUAUUGCAGCUACAGUACAUGUUUUGAAUUCAUUCGUCGUAUUGUUAUGCUUACUAUUACUAUGUCGUGCGUGUAGGUUGGUUCUAAUGGAAAUAUCUAGCGCAACAUCUUUGGGCAUAUUUUUCAAACGAAACAUCAAAAAGAAUUCGCUCUUGCCGUGUGACACUGGCACGAACCCCUUUCGCGAAGGUAUCCUUUGCAGCUGUAAAGGACCCCUAAUGGUAAAUAGUUCAAACGUGUUCGUGUGUCAGGGGUAAAUUUUCAGCAAUUUGAACUGCCCUGUAUCUCUCCGUAGUCGUCUCCCAAUGUGAUAAGCCGAUAACGAUAUCACACUCGACACCUUUGCUAACCUGAAGUGUCCGCGGGUGUUUCCCACUCGUACCUGCCCUUAUUCCUGCUCCCUAAGCACAUGGAAAUGAAAUCACAUUCAUAGUCUCCCCUUUUGUGUUGAGUGUUGUAACUGACAAAGAAGAAAUUCCUGAAGCAAACAAGGUGCAGGGCAGCCAUUUUGUUACCUGCAGGCUAAACGAAGUUGAUGCAUGAUGACGCUCGCUUCGGUAGCUAUGAUGUAUGUCUGUGAUUAUGGUGCUUUCGCUUUCUUGUGCCAUACCCUACCUGAAUUUCGGUUGAGCACUCGUGAGAUAGUUGUGUGAGUUAUGCAUCUACUUUCUAAGCCACACACGUACCAAAAAUAUACCUUUUUUUUUUACUCGGAAUUUAAUAACCCAGUGCAUACCUUAUGGAUGCCUCUCCAUGUCUCACUUACCCACUCACCGAAUGUAAAGUGUGACUCAGUGUUUCUGCCGAUCUGGUGGGUGCAUCGCUGUAAAGCAAUGUGCGAACGGUGCCAAAAAUUGUCUUCUGGAGCGGUCCAAUGGAGCCAGGUGCUGAUGAACGAAUGAAUAACAUGUACAGAUGUUUGCUGAAUCAUUGUGCAUCGAUGUCAUAUGUAUAUUUUUCUUGCAUUGUCACUCAGCAGUAUAUUUUUUUUGUUAUCUGGCAGCAUCUCACUGGGCCUGGGUUUAUUGAUUCGUCAGUGACUAUAAUAACGAAAAUUCUGGCCAACGUUCAUGUUCACGUCUGCAUGGGCAUGCUGAUGUGUCCACGGAUACAUGCUAAUUCAUCUUGAAAUGUGACAAGGCUGUCUCGUUCUAGAUAGCUUUCAUUCGAUGACGUCGUGAGAGCAGCUAUUGUGUAAAUUGAAAGUCUCAUUACCAAUUAUAUGCAAAGAGAUAAGAAUGCUCCUCUACUCUUGGUAGUUUAACGGCUAGUUGCUGGUUUUCUUUAAAUAUUCACGCAACCAUUCGGCUGGUUGCUGAUCUGUUGGCUGCUGAACAAUGUGCAGAUUUGGCUCGUGUACUCAUAUUCGGCCCUUUCGUGUAUACCCUUUGGCGUGCUCCAAUAUUUUCAUUUUUGGAAAUUCAUGUUUAUUUUUUCUUUGGAAAUACACAUGAAUGGGAAGUUAGCGUUCAGGUUCACACCUCACUUGGACGAGAGAGAUAUAUAUAACGGCUGCAAACUUUUCAGGUACGAGAAUAGAGUCUCGCGUUGUAACCCAGCCAUCAAGUCAAGAGCUGUCGUUCAUAGCGUUGCUUUGCAAACAAAAUGCUUAAAAUCCAACAAUAAUUAACAAUAGGAAGAUGCUUUUCUCUUUGCAAUGGAAUUGAAUUGAAUUCAAUGGAAAAAGCACAUUCUAUUUGAUUUUCAUAAAUUUAGUUUGGAGGCUCUGCAAGAAGGUUAUGUGUUUUUUCUUUUUUUUUUUUUUCAAUUCGCUUUCCUAAGUUGAACUCAUGUGUAACGUACAACGGUCAUAGUAUUCCUCGCUUUUAUACAGCAAGGCUUCCCUCACUUCAGGUACAGUUAUAUGAGAAUAACAGUCACCGUGCAUGACGACCAAUGCGUUGUCUGUCCUGGUCUUUUAAUGCAGUUAAUUUUCAAUGUAUUUUCUCCUUUUUCAUUGCAGCGUAAACCCACAAUCAAUGACACCCGAUAAGUUCAAUUUGUUACGUGCUGUAUAUCACGCUCCGGAACCUUAUCAGCAAAGCCCGUCCGGCGUCCGCAACGCCUGGGCCUAUACAUUUGUGAUCGUUGUCACAUUUCAAGAUAUCAAACGUGUGCUGCUGAAAUUGAACUGAAAGUUCGUUAUUGUACUGUGCCAUACGAAGGUUCCUGUUUUCUUUUCGCCGAAUUGUUCGUCGAUUAUUUAUUAUUCCACAGGGGAUCGGAAUAUUUUCCCCCGAUGGCAUGUACAUAUGCGCCGUGUGCUUACCUUGCCACACAACAAAGCUGACUUUCACUAAGGGGUUGUGCGUCUGCGAAGGCUGCUUGGCUCGAAGGCUGUCAGGAUUUGUCCUCGUGGGAAAGUGAUUUCGGAGGACAUGGACUAAAAAUGACCAUGCGCGCAUGAAGCCACCUUGUGCGUGUGCGAGUCUUGAAUCGAAUAGUCGACUAUUCGUUGUGUUCUAUUGACAACUCCUCUUGUAAGGUCGAACCACGUGGCUUGACUGUAGCACAGUGGCAUGUGGAAGUUUGCAUUAGUUUUGAGAGUAUCAUUAUUCACUCAUUUUUCAUGUAUGAUACGAGCAGUUGCUCUCCAUUGAAUCUUCCUGCUCAUUAGUAAGUGUUCUUUGUCUGAUGUGCCGUGAUUUGUCAAAGGCGCGCGAAGCGGCUAUUCACGAGAGAGAGAGAGAAAAAAAAUACCAAUCUGUCUUGUACAUGAUGUGUGAGUGUAUGUACUUAUAUUGAAGUGCGUAUCCAUCGUUGAAUAAACACAAUGUCGACAAAUUA
This is a messenger RNA of Ornithodoros turicata, 6484 nucleotides long. RefSeq names its product homeobox protein abdominal-B-like. Gene Ontology annotation, molecular function: DNA-binding transcription factor activity, RNA polymerase II-specific; RNA polymerase II cis-regulatory region sequence-specific DNA binding. The record is from RefSeq and is a predicted model, not a curated record. Gene Ontology annotation, cellular component: nucleus. Lineage: Eukaryota; Metazoa; Arthropoda; Arachnida; Ixodida; Argasidae. The transcript is spliced from 4 exons. The coding region runs from base 560 to 1705 and encodes 381 amino acids. Gene Ontology annotation, biological process: regulation of transcription by RNA polymerase II.